AUGAUUGAAAUUUUAUAUAAUGGAGGGGAGUUUCUUGAUAUUGUUACUGAAGAUAAUAUGGAAAAUAUUUUAAAAUUAAACGCUACAGACAUUCAACGAAAGACGAUCUGGUGAAGCAUAAGCAAAUUAAGCUGCAACGAAGUAAAUGAAGCUAUUGAAAAUAUUUAUAAAAGACCUUUUAUGGCUUCUUUAAUAGCAGAAAUAGAAGAUGAAUUUGAAUCAAACGAGCUUUCAUUUUUCAGACAUAGUUCUUCAAAUUUUGCAACUAUAAACUUAGAUAAUUUCCAGAUUUUUUCUACAGUAACUCUCCCAACACAAGAAUCAAUCCAUGGGUAUACAGGAAGCUGCAUACUUCCUGAUAAAACUUAUUUUUAUUGCUGCAAUAAUAAUUCUAGUUCAGGCACCACAUUUACGAUCGACAAAAAUAAAAAUUUAAAGCAGCUGCAAAACUCAAAGAUCAAUUAUCAUGUUAAUCCUAUAUUUUUCAAUAAUUAUGUUUAUUUAAUAGGAGGUAACAAUAAUCUGGCUGAAAGGUAUGAUUUUAAACAAAAUGUGUGAGAAAGUAUGGCUCCUCUACCCCAAGGUUUAAGUUUUCAGUAUAGCUCCAAUGCGCGAUUUAGAGAUUCAAUAUUUAUAACAAGCCAUAGUCUUCAAAAAGUAAUAGUUUAUAGCAUUCCCCAAAAUAACUACUAA
Molecule: messenger RNA, 693 nt
Organism: Blepharisma stoltei
Lineage: Eukaryota; Ciliophora; Heterotrichea; Heterotrichida; Blepharismidae
Source: the annotation of a GenBank genome assembly